AGGGCGGGGGGAGGCCCCUGGAAAGCUGGGGGCGGUAGCUCACGCCCCGAGCUCUAGCGCGGCUCUGGGCGCUGUUCGGAGUCGCGCGUGGUGCGGUGGGGGUCUGGCAGUCGUCGGGGAGGGCAGGGUCCGUGCCCUCUAACCCCAGAAGGGCUUUCCAGCACCCUUCCCGGUGCAGCCUGCCGGGCUCUGAGAUCAGAGUGGGUGGUCACGGUGUGCUUGAGCGCGGAUUCACCCUACCUGAGCCGCCGCCGCGCGAGCUGUGGAAAAACGGCCUGUCCUCGCCUCGCUCGGCAGACGCCCGCGGUGUGGCCGCGCGGGACCUGCUUCCCCCGUGUGCCCGUCACGGACGGAGGAGCACCGGUCGGUGCCCAGGCCACGUCUCGUCUCCACCGGUUGCGCUCCAAGUGGGCGAACGAAUGAAGGGAAAACACUAACAGCUGCACACAUCAGUGGCGGGGAAGUGUGUCCGCGUCUGCGCGGGUGUACGACUGCGGUUACGAAGUGCGUUCCCAGGACACGGACUCAGGGCCUGAGCAGAGUGUCCCCGGAUAAAAUUCGGAGGGAGACCCAGGUCCUGGCGACCCAUGUGAUCUGGAGGAUAUGAAGGCAGACGACGCGGUAAAGCGCCUGUUCGUGGGCGGCCUCGGCCGGGACGUGACCUCCGCGGACCUUCGGGACCGGUUCAGCAGAUUCGGGGACGUUUCCGAGGUGGAGAUGAUCACUCGGAGAGAUGACCAAGGAAACCCACAGAAAGUCUUUGCAUAUAUCAACAUCAGAGUGGCAGAAGAAAACCUGAACAAAUGUAUGUCUAUUUUAAAUAAAACAAAAUGGAAAGGUGGAACACUACAAAUUCAACUGGCAAAAGAAAGUUUUUUGCACAGAUUGGCCCAAGAAAGAGAAGAAGCAAAAGCAAAGAAAGAGAAAUCAACAAUAGACAAUACCAGCUUUUUGGAAAAGAUGAAAGUGGUGGAUUUCCAUAUGAAAGCUGUGCCAGGAACAGAAGUGCCAGGGCACAAAAAUUGGGUUGUGAGUAAAUUUGGAAGAGUCUUACCUGUCCUUCAUCUAAAGAAUCAACAUAAGCGUAAAAUCAUGAAGUAUGACCCAUCGAAAUACUGCCACAACCUAAAGAAGAUUGCAGAGGAUGUCACACAUGCCACCCCUGUCUCCAGCCUCACCUGGGAACUGGAAGGCGGGGAUAACCCUAUGAAUAAGAAGCAACGAGGGGAGUUCUGUGCUGUUCACAGCCCCCCCCAGAAGAGAGUCAAAGUGCAGAAUGAGGCACCUGCUGCAUCUCCAGCUGUGAGAGCCAGACCCCACACGGUCCGGAGGAGUCCACAUCCCACACAGCAAGAGGCAGCACAGGAAGUGCCCUGUAAACCUAUCACUACUCAGUCACCCCAUCCCCCUGCUUCUCACUGCCAGAAACUUAAAAACGUAUUUGUUCAGACCUCUGGCAUGGGAGCUGCCAGGAGCAGAGAUCAUAUGUCUGAUGACGAUACUGAUUCUGAAGAGGAGAUAAGACUAGUGAUUGCUCGGGAGGAAAGCCUGGGGAAAACCACAUGGUCCUCAGUGGGUGACUCUGCAGAUGAGCCAUUUGAAGUCGUACGAGGGGACUUCAAGUCAGGUGUCCAAAAGCUGCCUUCUGUAACAGCGUUAGGCAUCAGUGGCGUCUCCUGCCAGGAUGGGGAAGGUAAUGUCCUAGGAAAUGAAAUCAACUAUGAUUCAGGAGAUACAGAUGAGAUUGUCACAGCAAAGAAAAAGGCUGGUAAGAUCAAAAACACAGAGUUUUCACAGAUGGAAAGGUCUGCAUGCAAGAAAACAUUUUUGAAAAAUAGAAGAAACUGUGAGCUUUCGGAUCAUUGUGUUAAAGCACAAAAAAGGAAGACUAACCCAGAGCAAGCCAUUGGUGCCAGGGUUAUACCCCACUGUAGCAGCAGGGAAGAUGCAGGUUCUGAGUCAGAAUUCUCUGAGUCUUCGGGAGAUGAGGAGUAUGACGCCAUGAUGAAAAACUGCCUCCGUGUGCAGCUCACGUUAGCUGAUCUGGAACAGCUGGCUUGUGGUGACCUUCAGUCUCCAGAAGAUCCUGAGAGCAGUGGCCAGGAAACCACCACCAAGGCUGACAGGACUCCAGGUGGCCUGCACAGAGCCCGGCCGUGUAUCCGUCCCGAGGAGAUUGUGGCUGCCCUUUUAGAAGGAGAAGAGAAUACUUGUGAAAAACAGAAAUCAAAGGAAAACAACUUAAAGCCAAAAUUCCAGGCUUUCAAGGGGGUGGGCUGUCUCUAUGGAAAAGAAUCAGUAAGAAAACCCUUAAAAGAGAAUGUUGCCUCUGACAAUGUAAAUACAGAUCAGAAUUCCUUGAAACUUGGUCCCGGCAGCAUGUCUGUGGAGAAGGGGUGUCCACCUGCCUAUGGCUCAUCAAGCAAAAUAACUCUUCUCCAACAUGCAAGGAAGACAAAUGACCCAAACCAAACUCAGCCUCGAAAGAGACAGUCUGCUUUCAAGAGCCAGGAUCACAAGAUGGUGUCCCCUAGCAGUUUGGAAGUGGAACGUAGAAAUCCUAUUUCUAGUCUGUUGCCAUUAAAAGAUGAGAGAUCCUUAAGUAUUGGUACAAAGAUCCCCACGGUAGGCUUUGAUGAAGACUGCUGCCACAGGACCAGGGAGGCUGGAGAGGGCUCCGGACAGAGUGGCCAGCCAGCGACUGGGAAAGCACCAGGGGACUCUUCCAAAAGAGACGCUCAGGAAAGCAAUGCCAGCUUCCCUCUUGGUGUGAACAGUUGGUCCAGUGUUGAUGCUAAGGAGAAGCAUGCUGAAGACAAUCAGAAGCGUUUGGCAGCCUUGGACGCAAGGCAGAAAGCUAAGGAAGUGCGGAAGAAGCUGGUUCAUAAUGCGCUGGCGGACUUGGAUGGUCAUCCAGAGAAUAAGCCAACACACAUCAUUUUUGACUCUGACAGUGACACAGAGGAGCAAAGCCAUCUGGGUGAGGAGCCCAUGGAGGAGUCCAUAAGCAGAGCAGCUGGGAGGCUGUUUGAUAGCAGCGAGGAUGAACAAUCUGGAUCCGAAGAUGAUAGUCACAGGUUCCAAAUUAAACCUCAGUUUGAGGGCAGAGCUGGGCAGAAGCUCAUGGACUUGCAGUCUCACUUCGGCACCGACCACAGAUUCCGCAUGGACUCCCGAUUUCUGGAGAGUGACAGUGAAGAGGAGCAGGAAGAGGUAAAUGAGAAGAAAACAGCCGAGGAAGAGGAGCUUGCUGCAGAGAAGCUCAAAGCCCUGAACGUCGUGCAGAGUGUUUUGCACACCACCUUGAGCAACUCUAUGCACAAAGGAUCAGUAGCUGCCAAGAAAUUUAGGGACGUCGUACGUUAUGAUCCAACAAGGCAUGACCACUCCACUUACGAGAGGAAGAGCAAUGAUAAACCAAAGGAAAGUAAAGCAAAACGGAGGAAGCAAAGGGAGGAGGCCGAGAAGCUGCCUGAGGUGUCUAAGGAGAUGUAUUAUAGCAUUGCUGCGGACUUAAAAGAAAUAUUUCAAGCUACAAAAGUUUCCAGUGAAACAACAGACAACACACCCUCUAAUGAGACUCGUGAUGGUGAGAAAGUGGAAGUCCAUAACCCCACCACUCUGACGACUGGGGCUGAGCAGCCUAGCAGCUUCACCUUCUCCUUUUUCGAUUCAGAUGUUAAAGAUGUAAAAGAAGAUACCUACAGAGCCGAGGCAGUGAAAACCGGGAAGGUUGUCUGGCAGGGAGCCUCUCAUUUCCAAGACAGCAGCUCCGGAGAGGAGGAUGUUGCUGAAGAAACAGAAGGCAGGAAGUCCAGAGAAGUAUCAUUACCUGAAAAAGAGAGCACUAGAUUUUUCUUUUUUUCUAAGAAUGAUGAAAGACUUGGUGGUUCUGAUUUAUUCUGGAGAGGAGUGGGAAGUAAUAUUAGCAGGAAUUCUUGGGAGACUAGAACAAACAACUUGCGAAUGGACUGUCGGAAGAAACAUAAAGAUGCCAAAAGGAGAGUGAAACCAAAAUAAUAAAUGUCAGCAUUGGUUUUGAUAUGAAUGUGAAGAAGCCUCGCCUAUGGAAAUUGGGUGAUGCAGAAAAUAAUUUUAAGUGAGAAAGAAUUCAUAGUGAAGGAGUAUUAAAAUGUGCUUGAUGGAUA
Molecule: messenger RNA, 4148 nt
Organism: Canis lupus familiaris (dog)
Lineage: Eukaryota; Metazoa; Chordata; Mammalia; Carnivora; Canidae
Gene: NOL8
Product: nucleolar protein 8
Exons: 17
Coding region: 604-4020 (1138 amino acids)
Molecular function (GO): RNA binding
Source: RefSeq, a predicted model, not a curated record